Messenger RNA from Monoraphidium neglectum, 606 nucleotides. RefSeq lists its product as hypothetical. The coding region runs from base 1 to 606 and encodes 201 amino acids. The transcript has 5 exons. Lineage: Eukaryota; Viridiplantae; Chlorophyta; Chlorophyceae; Sphaeropleales; Selenastraceae. The record is from RefSeq and is a predicted model, not a curated record.
AUGCGAACCCCAAGCGACCUGAUCUCAGAAGACAGCCAGGGCGAUUUGGCCGUCCUGCCUCACGGCCGCGUCACCCCGGAGCUCUUCUGCCUGCUGCGCGCGCUGUGCGCGCCAGCCAGCGAGUUUGACCGCUGGGGGCGCCUCGCAGACGUUCUGCAGGGCAGCGCGACGGGGUCCGGCGGCGGCGGCGCAAGGGCCAGCGGCGCCCGGACGGUUGGCGGCGUGCCGCUGGCCAGCCUGCUGAGCGACUUCGGCGGCGGCGGCGACGGCGGCGGCGCAGGCGGGGGUGCUUGCGUGGACGGCGAGGAUCAGCCGCGGCAGGCGGACGCCGUGACUGCCCGCUUCCAGGAGGUGGCCAUCGGCGGGGAGGCGGCGGCGCUUUGGAGCCACCGAAUGGGCCAGGUCCUGCUGGCCGCGAUCUCCGAGCGCCAGGCGCGGUACCCGCCAGGAAGCUGCCUCGAAGGGGACGCGCGCGAGCUGGCGCGGCUGGGCGCAGGGGACAGGUCCGAGCGCGCCGCCGCUGUGCGGGGCGCGCUGCAGCUGCGGGUGGUGGAGCGCACGCUGCUGCAGCAGGCCGAGCGCGCGGCCGCGGCCCUGCGCGGCUGA